Molecule: messenger RNA, 1413 nt
Organism: Planococcus citri (citrus mealybug)
Lineage: Eukaryota; Metazoa; Arthropoda; Insecta; Hemiptera; Pseudococcidae
Product: procathepsin L-like
Exons: 7
Coding region: 151-1188 (345 amino acids)
Cellular component (GO): lysosome
Molecular function (GO): cysteine-type endopeptidase activity
Source: RefSeq, a predicted model, not a curated record
CUGACUCGACCUAUAAAUACCCGUAACAAAGGCGAAUCAGUUGUCAGUGAAAACUCAAACAUCGUCAAUUUACUAGUUUCGGUGCAAGUUACCUACAGCUGAAUUUGGGUUGAAAUUUCAUUUGGAAAGAAGAUCAAAAUCGAUGCCAACAUGAUAGUUUUCAAUUCAUUUUGGAUAUUCGUUUUAUUGGUCGUGAUACAUACGGACGCAAUCGAUGAUAAUGCGUGGGAAAAGUUCAAAAAUGAAUACAACAGAAAAUAUUCGGAGAGAGAAGACCAACAACGUAAAGGAAUUUUCGAAAAAAAUUCCCAACUAAUCGAGGAUCACAACAAGCAAAACCAUGCAUUUACGUUAAAAAUUAAUCAAUUUGGAGAUUGGACUCACGAGGAGUUCAUAAAAUACAUAGGCCAAUCUUACACGCUGGAGACUCCGGAAAAUCAAAAUUACCUGGAUAAUAGUCCAACAGAUGAAGCUUUAUUACUCAACAAAAUCAACACAGCAAUCGAUUUACGAGAAAAAGGAUGGGUAAGUGAGGUCAAAGAUCAAGGUGAAAAGAGUGUAUCCGGAUGGGCUUUCAGUAUGACUGGUGCUAUCGAGGGACAAAUAUUCAAAACUCAGGAAAAAUGUCCACAACAACCGGUACAAAGCCUUAGUGAACAAUUUUUAAUAGAUUGUUACGACCAAAAAAAUGAAGUAAAAGUAGAAUUCAAAAAUGUACUCAGUUUUGUAAAAAACCGUGGUAUUUAUACGGAAAAAUUAUACAAUUUGGUAAAACAAUUGAACGUCACAUGUCCUGAAGAAAAUUAUCCUAUAGAAGUAUCAGUACUUUUCAAUGAUCUGACAACUAAGGAAGCAAGUGAAACGAAAAUCAAAAAAGAACUAUACGGAUCCGAAAAUUCUGUUCCAGCUACAGUUGAUGCCUCACAUCAAAGUUUUCAAUUUUAUCAUACAGGAAUAUACAACGAGCAAAAGUGCAGCACCAAAAGUCAAAUUGCAAGUCAAGCUGUUUUGAUAGUCGGAUAUAAUGAAAUGGAUAGUAACGCUAAGCACUGGCUGGUGAAGAAUUCAUUGGGAAAAACUUGGGGAGAAGAAGGCUACAUGAAAAUCGCUUACGGAACUUGCGGAAUUGAAACACAAGCAUGCACAGUAUCAGCUAAACGAAGUUUUUGUGAUUGUAAAGUGAAGUAACUUCGUGAACGUUUUUCGUCAUAUUUUUAAGAAAUUGAGUUGUUCAUGUUGAUUUUUAUUGUUUUUUAGGCAAAAUAAGACCAGCAAAGUUUUAAUUUUUUUAUAAAUUAAAUUACUGUAGGUAUGUUUAUUCAGCCAUAGCUAGUUUAAUUCAAGAUUUAACAUUAAUUUUUGUAAUUUCAAUAAUAGAAUCAUUUACAUCAAAUACAGUCAUUUCAAUGUUUU